Messenger RNA from Physella acuta, 1643 nucleotides. RefSeq lists its product as uncharacterized. The record is from RefSeq and is a predicted model, not a curated record. NCBI's taxonomy places the organism in Eukaryota, Metazoa, Mollusca, Gastropoda, Physidae.
UCAAAACAAACAUUUUUACCUAAAAAAUAACAUUAUUUCGCUAUCCCAAACUUAACUUUAGCUACCUAGUCUAGAUCUAAAUCUAGAUUUAGGUUAAGAAUCUAUUGUUUUUUCUUCUUCCUUUUUUAGAACUUACUCUAGAUCUAUAUUCGAAGGCAGAUCUAGAUUAAGGAUGAAUAAUGGUUUCUGAAGUUGACGUUUACACAUGGAUUGCAGAAUAUGCAUGCAGACACAGAGUUGCUGAUCUCUUAUCUUGGGUGUUUGAUGAGAGUAAUAGAGAUGCUGUGUCACUGAAAGAGAUAUCUGAUAUAUGCCUCAUACAAGCUUUGAUUUGGCUAGCGGUUGUGAAAGAUAAGAAAGAUAACUAUAAAGCAGCAGUUACUGCCCUUGACACACUAGUAGACAAAGCAGCUGAUGCUCAUUGCUUAGAGUAUUUUAUCAGACUCUCUCUGGGACUCCGCUUUAAAGAUGUUGUUCACAGUUUAACAGAGGAUGUUCAGCUUAAACUGAGAGAACACUUUCCAGGGGGAACCUUUCAAAUAAAAUCACAGUAUCUCAAAAAUGUUUUUACUGAAAAUGAGAGCUUUGAUGACUUCAGUAAGACUGUCCUUGUUUUUGUGGACUAUUUUACACACAUCACCCCAUCUGCAAUCAAAGAACUGUUAGAAAAUUAUCAUGCACCACAGUCGAUGUUUGGCACCCAACUCACAGAAAGCUUAAAGCAAUUAACUAAAUACUUAUUUGACUGUUUGUUGAGUAGGCAUCCAUUAACUAAACUGGAAAAUCUGGUCAAACAAGGUGUCAGGAAACAGCUGAGAGGUAGACCAAACACUUGGAGCAAACUGUUGGUGGAGAAACUUUCAGGUGUUAGCGAGCUGAGUGACGAACAUGUCAGGAGCUUGUUCCUGGGCAUGCAGUUGAAGAAACACAUAGCUAGCUGUAAGGACUCGGGUGGGCCCAGUAAAGAGUUGCAGUUAUAUGAGGCUAUAGUGCCUUCUUCAGUAGAACAUGAGAAUGAUACACAGAGACACAGAAGAGAUGAGAAUGUCUGUCCUGAAGUGCUAGAUGUUCCAGACCUGCGGAAACAUGUGAAGGCCAGCGGUUUGCCCGGAUGUGUUGUUAAGUUAAAUAGGGUGCAAGUACCUAGUCAAAAUCAGCAACUUGCAAGACAGACCCAUCAAAAGAGUAAGAAGAGAAGUAAACUGGUUGAUUUUAAAACCGAUGAUUACAAGAAAUAUUCAAAGAAAUUUUGUUUGAGAAACUGUCAAGUGUUUUUAAAAAAACUUCCAAAGAUCUGCAACCAGAAAUAAAACGGAAUGGUUUUAGAACGGAAGUGUGCAAUAGCCUCAUGUGCCUUUUAAAUGUGCUUUAACAUCUUAUGAUAUUAACAUACGGGUAAUUUGUGAUAAGUGCAACAUGUUGCUUGGUUUGUGUUGAAAAUGUUUUAAAAUUCUUAAAAAUGUUUGUUUUAAAAUGAUUAAUUGAAAAUGUUUGUUUUAAAAUGUUUUUUUAAUUUGUUACAUUGUAUUAUAGAUAUUAAAAAUAGUUAUAACAAAACUGUUUCCAGAACAUUCUUUACCUUCAAAAAUCCAACUAUGAAGACAAAUAUUGCUACAUUACUUUAAAUACUGAGCAGAUUGAAA